This is a messenger RNA of Vitis vinifera (wine grape), 3268 nucleotides long. Its product is annotated as pentatricopeptide repeat-containing protein At1g18485. Gene Ontology annotation, biological process: RNA modification. The transcript has a single exon. Gene Ontology annotation, molecular function: RNA binding; zinc ion binding; protein binding. The record is from RefSeq and is a predicted model, not a curated record. The coding region runs from base 8 to 3028 and encodes 1006 amino acids. NCBI's taxonomy places the organism in Eukaryota, Viridiplantae, Streptophyta, Magnoliopsida, Vitales, Vitaceae.
GUGUUGAAUGAUCCAUCUGGUGCUGAAAACAUCCAGUGGGGAUCCUCGGCAACAGUUGAACAUGGCUGCGGUGGUGCCAGCACCGCCACUCUCAUGGCGCAGUCACCACAGCCGCACUACCGUCUUCUACAGAAUCACCCGCAAAUCAAAGAACAAGUAUUCUCUCCAUUCAAUCUUCACCCCAAUAGCAUCUCUUUCUCUCUCUGCUCAAACCCGCCAAACGAAGUCUCUCUCUUUCGCCAACUCUUCAACAAACCGUCAAUUCUCUUCAUUACAUGAGAUUAAGAAGCUCUGCGAAUCUGGAAACCUCAAGGAAGCUUUGGAUUUUCUUCAAAGAGAGUCAGACGAUGUCGUUUUGGAUUCCGCCCAGAGAUCAGAGGCUAUGGGUGUUCUUUUACAGGCCUGUGGACAACGGAAAGACAUUGAGGUUGGCCGGAGACUCCAUGAGAUGGUUUCUGCGUCGACCCAGUUCUGUAAUGAUUUUGUUCUCAACACCCGAAUCAUUACAAUGUACUCAAUGUGUGGGUCUCCUUCGGAUUCUCGUAUGGUUUUUGAUAAAUUGCGGAGGAAGAACUUGUUUCAGUGGAAUGCAAUUGUUAGUGCGUACACCAGAAAUGAACUUUUUGAAGAUGCAAUGUCUAUCUUCUCUGAGUUGAUUUCGGUGACUGAGCAUAAACCCGAUAAUUUUACAUUGCCAUGCGUGAUUAAGGCUUGUGCUGGGCUUUUGGAUUUGGGAUUGGGACAAAUAAUUCAUGGAAUGGCAACGAAGAUGGAUUUGGUUUCUGAUGUGUUUGUGGGCAAUGCUUUGAUUGCAAUGUAUGGGAAAUGUGGACUUGUCGAAGAAGCAGUUAAAGUGUUUGAACAUAUGCCUGAAAGAAACUUAGUUUCUUGGAAUUCGAUUAUUUGUGGAUUUUCAGAGAAUGGAUUUUUGCAAGAAAGUUUUAAUGCGUUUAGAGAAAUGUUGGUGGGUGAGGAAAGUUUUGUACCGGAUGUUGCUACUCUUGUGACUGUACUACCAGUGUGUGCAGGGGAAGAGGAUAUUGAAAAGGGGAUGGCAGUUCAUGGUUUGGCUGUGAAAUUGGGGUUGAAUGAGGAACUAAUGGUGAAUAAUUCAUUGAUUGACAUGUAUUCAAAAUGUAGGUUCUUGUCUGAAGCUCAACUCUUAUUUGACAAGAAUGAUAAGAAAAAUAUUGUUUCCUGGAAUUCCAUGAUUGGUGGUUAUGCUAGAGAAGAGGAUGUGUGUCGAACCUUUUAUCUUUUGCAGAAAAUGCAAACUGAAGAUGCCAAAAUGAAAGCAGAUGAGUUUACCAUUUUGAAUGUAUUGCCAGUUUGUUUAGAGAGGUCAGAAUUACAGAGCUUGAAGGAACUUCAUGGUUAUUCAUGGAGACAUGGGUUACAAAGCAAUGAACUGGUGGCAAAUGCUUUUAUUGCAGCCUACACGAGGUGUGGGGCGUUAUGUUCUUCUGAGCGUGUCUUUGAUCUUAUGGAUACCAAGACAGUGAGUUCUUGGAAUGCUCUACUUUGUGGCUAUGCACAAAAUUCAGAUCCUAGAAAGGCUUUAGAUUUGUACCUUCAAAUGACAGACUCAGGGCUGGAUCCUGACUGGUUUACCAUUGGUAGCUUACUUUUAGCAUGUUCCCGCAUGAAAUCCCUACACUAUGGUGAAGAAAUUCAUGGAUUUGCCCUAAGAAAUGGGUUAGCAGUGGAUCCAUUUAUUGGUAUCUCACUACUAUCACUUUAUAUUUGUUGUGGGAAACCCUUUGCUGCCCAAGUAUUAUUUGAUGGGAUGGAGCAUAGAAGUCUAGUAUCUUGGAAUGUGAUGAUUGCAGGCUACUCACAGAAUGGACUCCCUGAUGAAGCCAUAAAUCUCUUCCGUCAAAUGCUUUCUGAUGGAAUCCAACCUUAUGAGAUUGCAAUAAUGUGUGUGUGUGGCGCUUGUUCGCAGCUGUCAGCUUUGCGACUGGGGAAAGAACUCCAUUGCUUUGCUUUAAAAGCCCACUUGACUGAAGACAUAUUUGUCAGUUCUUCAAUCAUAGAUAUGUAUGCAAAAGGUGGAUGCAUAGGGCUUUCUCAAAGGAUUUUUGACAGACUGAGGGAGAAAGAUGUGGCAUCAUGGAAUGUUAUAAUUGCAGGAUAUGGAAUUCAUGGUCGCGGAAAAGAGGCCUUAGAGCUAUUUGAAAAAAUGCUAAGAUUGGGCCUCAAGCCUGAUGAUUUCACAUUCACUGGUAUCCUUAUGGCAUGUAGCCAUGCUGGGCUGGUUGAAGAUGGUCUAGAAUAUUUCAAUCAGAUGCUGAAUUUGCAUAACAUAGAGCCAAAGUUAGAGCAUUAUACUUGUGUGGUGGAUAUGCUAGGUCGUGCUGGACGCAUAGAUGAUGCUUUGAGGCUUAUAGAAGAGAUGCCUGGGGAUCCUGAUUCUAGAAUUUGGAGUUCAUUGCUCAGUUCCUGUAGAAUUCAUGGUAACUUGGGUUUGGGGGAGAAAGUCGCCAACAAGUUACUAGAACUGGAGCCAGAAAAACCUGAGAAUUAUGUGUUAAUCUCAAAUUUAUUUGCUGGAUCAGGCAAAUGGGAUGAUGUGAGAAGAGUGAGGGGAAGGAUGAAGGACAUUGGCCUUCAAAAGGAUGCUGGCUGUAGUUGGAUUGAAGUUGGAGGGAAAGUUCAUAACUUCCUCAUUGGUGACGAAAUGCUCCCAGAGUUGGAAGAGGUCCGAGAGACAUGGAGAAGACUAGAGGUGAAGAUAAGUAGCAUUGGAUAUACACCAGAUACAGGUUCAGUGCUGCAUGACUUGGAAGAAGAGGAUAAAAUAGGGAUACUACGGGGGCAUAGUGAGAAGCUUGCAAUUUCUUUUGGGCUGCUGAAUACAGCUAAAGGUUUACCUGUUAGGGUGUACAAGAAUCUUCGCAUUUGUGGGGAUUGUCACAAUGCGGCCAAAUUCAUAUCAAAGGUAGUCAACAGGGAUAUAGUUGUGAGAGAUAACAAGCGCUUCCACCAUUUCAGAGAUGGGAUUUGUUCCUGUGGAGACUAUUGGUAGAUGAAAAUGAGGCAGAUGAGUUCUUCUCAUGUUUGGUGUUCAGAGGCAAAAGUUUCUAGGAGCACAGGAAAGGAGCUGCAGCUGCAAGAUCAAAGUGUUUCAGCUGAUUAUCCUGCACUCCUACUUCCUAAUCAGGUUCCUUCUCUUAACCAAGUUCUUCAACACAUCUUUGUGUUAAUACUAACACUUUGGCUUAAGCAUAAUCUUGGAUUCUUAUUGAUUUGUUUGAUUUGGCUUUUA